Nylanderia fulva is the source of this 5244-nucleotide messenger RNA. It is a transcript of the gene Nha1, whose product is annotated as Na[+]/H[+] hydrogen antiporter 1. Gene Ontology annotation, molecular function: antiporter activity. The record is from RefSeq and is a predicted model, not a curated record. Gene Ontology annotation, biological process: proton transmembrane transport. Gene Ontology annotation, cellular component: membrane. Lineage: Eukaryota; Metazoa; Arthropoda; Insecta; Hymenoptera; Formicidae.
AGAUUGAAAUAAUAAAAUAACAUGAAUCGAUAUUUCAUGAAUCAAACAUUAUUCGAAGAUAAAUAUAAAUUCUUGUAAACAUGCAAUAGAUUGACGAAUAAUCGAAGAUUUAUGAGACUGUGAUUAUUCUCGUAAAAUGAAGACCAUGAUAUCGUCCUAAGAUAUGUUAAUUUCAAUUUUGAAUUUCACAAAGCGCUCGUGAAGAAGAAAGAUUACGUGUGACUGAAAGUGUGAUUCGAGAAAUAUCUCACGCUAUACAUAUAUGUAAUAUUAUAUCCGUGAAAUUCUCGAAACCUACAAUAAUCCGAUAACAGCGUUAUCGAUGUAAUAUGUACGUUGCUUUAUUUUAUCAUUAAAGUAUUGUUGAGACACAUGAUAAAUCAAAGUAACAUUCACGUGUCUUUUAUACGCUUUUAUACAUCGGAUUUUAAACGUAACGAAACGAGUAAAAUUGCUGCUAAGAUAAAGCGCAACUGUAAUAAUUAUUAUACUAAAACUGUCAGAGAGAACUGCUCCCAGUUGUCAAGAAUUUUGACGAAGGAUAAGCUCGGGAUCGAAAAUUUACAUUUCAAUCCUGUAAUAUCUUGGUAUUAGACGGUAAAAUGCUUAUACCGAAUGAUAUACAGCGAUAUGGAAUUAAAUUAUUAGCAACAUCUGCAGUAAUUUAAAGAGAGCAAUCUCUCUGUGCUCCGAUGCUAUUUAUCUAAUUUUUAAUAUCGAGAAUUUGGAAACAUUUGCAAAGUAAUCGAUUGUUAAGAUUAAUAAGAGCACUAAAAAAAAUAUUGUCAAAUUAGAGCGCUAAUUAGACGAUCGGUAGUUGGAGAACUUGCAAGAACUUCAAACUUCCUAGCAGUUUGGUCUGGAAAAAGUGGAGGGUGCGGCUGAGAUUCUUCCGGAUCGGGACCAUAGUCGCGAGACAGAAACGCAACGGACCGUUGCCAGUUUAUCAAUGAGAUGACCAGCUGUGCCCAUCCUGUGUGCAUCGCGCGACAAUUAUAUCGUCACGGGCCGCCGUGACUAUCCGUGCUCGUUCGUCCACGAGUUCGAGCACUUUUUACGGCAGAGCCCCACUACCUAUUCUCACAAAACACCACCGCUUGCCGCGCACUUUGUCGCUUUUAGUCGCUCGUUAACCGCGCUCGCGCUAUCGCGGGGUCCGACCGGCAGUACACUCUUCUCACCGUCCUCGCGCGAAGGGGACUCCGUUUAUGCGAAAGCCUAAAUUACGCCCAAGCGAAUUGCGAGAUGCGCCGACCUGUUCGCGAUCACGACCUGUUUGCGCGAGUUCGAGGCGAAUAAUUAUGAGCACGUCGUCGUCGUCGUCGUCGUCGGUUCCUCGUCGGUUUGCGAAUACGUGAAAAAAAAAAAAAAAAGAAACGUCAGUGGAAAAGUUUGUUCCCGUGCUGGAUAAGUGCGUCGAUGCCGACCCUGAGUGGCAAGCGCUAACGAGAUGGACAAAGCUCCGCAUUUUCUACGUAGAACGUAGAACGUAUAGAACCAAUCUGGAAAUCAUGCAUCGGAAGAAGAGAUGAUCUGGUAAAAGCGGGCCAAGGUGUCAAAGACGUCAAUCGUCGCAACGCAUUAGCAUCGCCGUCCAACGCAUCAUCGUUCUCCCCGUCGAGACGGUCAGCUCCCGUCACGAGACUCAUCCGCUAACGAUCGCCGUUAACAUGGCGAACGCGUGAUCCGUCGCAGUAUACGUCCAGCGAUCGCGUACGGCUUCGCUUUUCCUCGCGAUCAAUCGGGCACCGAUUGCUAUCGACCGAAUCGACAGGUGUGUCGCGGUCGAUGAAUCGGUUUUGAUCGUGUUCGAGUACAAAUCGUGCCACUUAUCCUCGUCGUCGCCUGAACGAUCGAUCGAGCCUUGUCGUUUGAGAAAAAUCCCCGCGAGAAGACUCCGAGGAACUUUGGACUUUGUUACCUUUUUGAAAUCUGCUCGAUCGCGAAUCGAUCGGCAUUCGAGAGAUUCUUAAGGAGAAAAGAUCGGUUAGAGAAAUGGAAAUCGAUAUGAGUGCCAGAACGAAUAAACCCACUGAGGAAUUGGCGAAGAGACGGGUGUCGAUUAGCGAUCAAGUUUUGGGAAUUGAUAAUCCCGCCUUCGAGCAUCAUCGGCGCAUCAGCGCGAGUUCGGAGCACAAUUCCGAUCAGGGUAGACGGAAAUCGAUCCUGCAUCACGGCAGCAGCCACUGUGACGAGAAUAUCCCGGAGAAUAUUCCGCAAUACAAGUUCGAUCUGGAGAACGGCAGGAUCAACGGUAAUAGAAAGAAAUCGGCGUAUAGUCUGUCCAGCUCGAUCAGAGACAAGAUCGAGUAUUCCGAGGAGCUCAAGAGGUCGUGGCUGUAUCUAUUUUGCGCGCGAUGUCACGGUCGCGACGACACACCAUCGUGGGAGCCACCGGGCUGGAAAAAAGCAUGCCCGCAGCCGUUCUGUCCAACGUACAGAAAAUUCGCACGAGUGCUAUGCCUCUUCCUCUUGGGUUUACUUCUUUGGGGUGUCGUCUACUCGGUAAUCGGCAAUGACGCGGCCCCGGGUGGUCAGCUGUUUGGAUUGGCCGCCCUGUGCAUCGCCGCGCAUUUCGGAGGCUGGCUGAUAUCUUUGACCACUCUUCCGGCCUUAAUCGGUAUGCUAAUCACCGGGUUGAUACUGCAAAAUGUCGGACUUGUCAAGAUCGAAGGGCAGUACAGCGUGGUGGUCGCCAAUCUACGAAAAAUCGCCCUGGUUAUCAUACUUACGAGAGCGGGCUUGGAUCUCGAUCCAACCGCUCUGAGAAAGUUAAGAGUCACGGUGCCGAAGAUGGGCUUGAUACCUUGGCUGGUGGAAGCGACGGUGGUAGCAGUGUUGACGAGAUUCCUCUUGAAUUUACCCUGGGUAUGGGGUUUCCUCCUCGGAAGCAUCAUUGCGGCCGUCUCGCCGGCCGUUGUGGUACCUUGUCUGUUCAGAUUACGUGCCAAGGGUUAUGGAGUCGCCAAGGGUAUUCCGACGUUGAUUAUUGCGGUUUCCGGGAUCGAUGAUGCGGCAUCAGUCGCGGUUUUCGGUAUUGUGAAGAGCAUCAUGUUUUCCCACGACGCACUAUGGUACCAGAUCCUUCAGGGGCCCAUCGCUAUUAUCGGCGGUCUGGGAUUCGGUAUCAUGUGGGGUUGGCUGGCCAAAUACGUGCCAGAAAAAGGGGACCCGUUCUUGGUGCCUCUUAGAGUGCUGAUGUUACUCGGAGGUGGCUUGUUGGCGGUUUUCGGCAGCGAGGCAAUCGAGCUUGGCGGUGCCGGGCCACUUGCGGUCGUGGCUGCAGCUUUCGUCAGCUGCUACUUUUGGCAACAAGAAGGCUGGGAAGUGGACGACAAUCCAGUGGCCACAUCUUUCGAGAUCUUCUGGAUGAUAUUCGAGCCGAUCCUAUUCGGCGUUACUGGGGCACAGAUCAAGAUCAGUGAACUGGAAGGGAAGACCGUCUAUCUCGGACUAGGCUGUUUGCUCUCCGGUAUCGUCAUUCGGAUCGGAGCAACGGUGUUGUGCGGAAUCGGUUCCAAGCUCAAUCUCAAGGAAAAAGUGUUUAUCGCCCUGUCGUGGAUGGCCAAGGCGACCGUGCAGGCGGCCCUGGGUCCCGUCACCCUCGAUGAGGUCGACAGGGAUAACCCGCACGAGGUCGAAUACGCCGAGAUGGUACUGAUGCUGUGCGUGCUCUCGGUACUCUUGACCGCACCGGCGGGUGCCAUCAUCAUCUCGCUCUCGGGGCCGAAGCUUCUGACAAAGACUUCCGCGCCGGUUGCUCUGCCGGAAGCUUGGAAAUCGCGCAGGCCAUCGAUCCGCGAUAUUUCGAUCAUCAACGAGGACCCGGACCUCGAGGAGACGGCAAACGAGAGGAAACCCUGACGAUCUCGCGUUUCAGUCGCAUUUCAAGUUUACCUACUGAGAGUCCGUCUUUGUUUCUCUCGGCAUUCCCAAAAGUGCCUGAAAGUGCCUUUACUUUGGUUGUUCAAGGUAUUACUUAACGAUCGUAAGUUAUAUUUAUAUAUACGAUCAUUGGCGAGAAAAUGAUUAAUUAUAAUGAUAUCGCAGUGAUGUAAAGUUGGAAUUACCUUGAGUUAUUUACAUAAAUGAUUUUUAAUGGAUUUUUAAUUUUAUUCAUUUUGACUAGAGCAUCGAUAUAUUAUUGCUAAAUCAAUGAUUACUCUAGUGUAAAGUGCAAUCAUUCUUUGUAGAAAAUGAGAAAACAAUCGUGGAAAAUCUUGUAUAUUUAUAUAUCAAGCUACAAGGGAAGGACUUAUUUAAAGAUUUUAUGUGGUUCUCAGGAUUUUUCAGAAUUCGCAUAUAAACCCAUAAACUUCAUUUUAGAAACUAUUAUAAAUAUUAGAAAUGUAUAUAUAUUUGUAAUAAUGUUUAUAUAUUAUUUUUUUUCUUGUCCACUAUAAUUUACGCACGAAAUAUAUAUGCAAGACGUUACAAACGUUUUCUAUGUGUGUACAUAUUUUUAUAUGUAUAUACAUAUGUUAUUUCAAGGAUUUGUAUUGUGAUUGCUAUCGAUUGAUACCGAUUUUGCUAUGCAUUUAUACAAAAAGAGAAGAGACUGUGUUGCGAGAUGUGUUAUCUCCACAUGGUACUGGCAAUUUUAACACCAAUAAUAACAAGUAAUAUAACACGUAAUAAUAAUGGUAAUUUUAUGGAUUCACUCGUUAUUCAACGCGAAUUUUUAUAAAACGAGCUAUCGUUUGUUCCUGCGAAAGAAAAUCAUUCGUUAAAGAUUGUGACGCGUAAAGAUAUUUUUGUAACAAGUUACAACAGCGUAUGCAAAAAUACGCAAUCAAUUAUGCGUUGGCAUGUAUUACUCGUUAGUAAUAAGCGUAUAUUGAUUUUGAAAGCUGGAUGAGUGAUUAAUGACUAAGUGGCGGUCGCGUUAUAAUAGACUUUAAGCGAUUUUAAGCGAAGUUUACGUUUAUAGCAGAGAGAAAUUAAUUAUACGGAAUCCGUCAUAAAAUCUUGUUAUAAAAUUAGAGCCGUAAUAGCUGUUUUAGUUUUUUUCUUCAAGAACUUUUUAUUGAUAGAAGAAAGGUUGGAUAAGAUGGGUUUAAGUUUCGAAGUAGCAUAAAAAUUUGCUCUCGCAUUACUGAGGCGGUUUUGGUAUUAAAGUGGAAGUAUAAAAACCGAAUGUAUCCUAGCGCAAACAGAUUGUUUUGCAAAAACCUAUACUCUUAUUGUUAAACUCUAUUUGAAUAUAUAUUAAAAAUAAAAGCAAUUUUCUUUGCUAUCUGUGAA